UGAAAUAAUGUAUGCACAUGCAGAAGCAAUUUUACAAAUUUUCUUGGAAGAAAUCACAUGAUUCCAAUCUUCUAACUGUUAGCAUUCAGCACAAUCACAUUGAUGAGGAUCUCUCUCUGUGGUAAGCAUGACUAAAUGAGACUUAGUUAGAACAGGUAUCAUGCAUGACAUGAGAAUAAAUCAUAUGUAUAAAUAAAUCCAAACCCUGAGAAAUAUUCUGAACAGCAAGAAAUCAAAGAUGAAGUUUUGUAGUUACAUGAGAGCAGUGACAUUGGUGAUGAUGAUGGUAGGUUUAGUGGCACAAGUUGAAAGCAGUUCAUGCACAAGCACAUUCUUCUCUUCUCUUGUGCAGCUGAUUCCUUGUAGGGCAGCAGUUGCUCCUUUUAGCUCCAUUCCACCAAGUGGUGCAUGUUGCAAUGCCCUUAGGGCACUAGGCCAACCUUGUUUGUGUGUCCUUGUCAAUGGCCCUCCAAUUUCUGGGGUAGACCGUAACAUGGCCUCACAGCUCCCAAACAAGUGCACCACAAACUUUCAACCAUGUGAAAGCAUGUGAUAAAAUCAAGUUCAAUGUUAGAAUGGAAUGUUAUUAGAAAUAAGGGUUUUUAUUUUUAGAAGAAAUUUAUGAGUGCUUUCUUAUAAUAAUGUUCUAUGAGAUUAAUA
This is a messenger RNA of Vigna angularis (adzuki bean), 660 nucleotides long. Its product is annotated as protein LIM2. The record is from RefSeq and is a predicted model, not a curated record. Bases 239 to 553 code for a protein of 104 amino acids. Lineage: Eukaryota; Viridiplantae; Streptophyta; Magnoliopsida; Fabales; Fabaceae. Gene Ontology annotation, molecular function: fatty acid binding. The transcript is spliced from 2 exons. Gene Ontology annotation, biological process: systemic acquired resistance.